GCGCCACCAGCUCGGAGAGGUUGAACUGGGUCCGGUUCGUGCUGGUCUACUCCAGCGUGGCUGGGGUUCUCGCCGAUUUGGUCGGCAGCAUCCACCCCAGCGACUACAGCGACGUCGUCAUCCGCGGGAUGAUUACAGAGGGCCUCAAGCCAGGGGAUUUCCCUUUGAGUGGCGAGGCCUUCCCUGAGUCCUGGAAGUCGCUGAAGUUCACGCCGGCGCAGAUCGUGCACACCGUGCGCGUUCAGGGCAAAUGCGUCGCCCAGGUCAUGCGUGACUUCGCGAAACAGGCAAGCACCCAGCCCAAGAAGGGUCUGUCUUUCAGCUUGGCAGACCGGAUCCGCGAGGUCAGUCUGCAUGACUUCCCUUCGGAGGCGUUGCCCUCCGAGGAGCUCGCCGCGAAGUGGGAAGCCGGCGGCCGCGCUGCCGCCGACCGCGGCCGGGCUUACGUCGGCGGCGCCGACGGUGACGACCUCCAGGCGGCCCACAGGCCCCCAUGGAGCCGCACGCCGGAGAUCGACGGCUCCCGGCGGGCCCUGGGAGGACCGCAUGCGUGCGUCGCUCGAGAUGCGCCGCGGGCGAACGCAGGAGGACCGGUGCACUACGUCGGGUUCGCUACUUUUCUGGGAAACGUGAUGACGUGGGGCUUGAAGAUCUGCAUCAUGAAGGUUUGCUCUGCGUCUGAGGUUUUGGGUCGCGUGUUCUUGCUGACCCGGGUGGCCGAAGAGUUCGGCGGCGUGCGCACGGCUUAUUUCUACGACUGGCUUGCGCCGCGAGCGCAGAUGGCCAUGAGCCGCGCCGGCAAAGCUGCAGCCAAAGGCACUGCGGCACCGACGCAGGCCAAAGGUAACAGCGGCACGGCCAGCAGCAGCAAGCAGCCCACCCCUAAGGGCGGCGGCAAGACCAGCAAGGCCGACACCGGCAAAGGCCGUGCUCCAGUCUCUCCACAGCUGAACCGUUCCAGGAGCCCCCCGGCCAGCCAGGCCAACCAGAACGGCAGUGGCAAGCAGCGCAGUGGCAACGGCUGGGGCGGCUG
Prorocentrum cordatum is the source of this 1033-nucleotide messenger RNA. Lineage: Eukaryota; Dinophyceae; Prorocentrales; Prorocentraceae. The record is from the annotation of a GenBank genome assembly.